Messenger RNA from Paramuricea clavata, 201 nucleotides. The record is from the annotation of a GenBank genome assembly. Lineage: Eukaryota; Metazoa; Cnidaria; Anthozoa; Malacalcyonacea; Plexauridae.
AUGGAAGAGCUGGUGGCAGCACCCAACGGCGGUCAGCAACGUGGGAAAUUGGACGAGAUCGAAAGACUGGUUCCGAAGCAACGAAGCAACGAUAACUCGAGUAAAGAGGAAUUUUCCUUUCACACGUUUCCUGCUCCGACAUCGCGACUCGGUUACAGAAGCAACGCAAGUUGGAGUCGUGACCGAUCGAGGAAUUCCUGA